CCCAUUUUCACCCAGCCCUGCUGGUGUGACAGUUCUCGGUAGGUGUGCCUUCGCCGGGGAGCCACCCCCUUGCUGAAUCAUUGUGGAGCCAUGGCCGGACAGCUCGUCUGCUCAGGGAGCAAAAUAUUCCCCUAUAGAUCAUGAAGCGAUUGCAAGGUUGCUGAAAAGUGCCUUUCCUGAAGCCACCGCUGCUUGGAUUUCUGUCUAGGGUUGCCUCUCUCUUCCCCCUUCACCUCCCUUUUCUUUUUAAUUUGGCGUUGCUUGCAGUUCAUACCCUGACGGCAACUCAUCCGUUCUCCUCCUUUUUUUUUUUUUUUUCCUCUCCCCAUUUACACGCAGUUUGCUCAGCCAUUUUUUUUUCUUCCCCCGAGUAUGUAGCAAAUAUUAAAAAGAGAGAGGAAACAAAAAAGAGAAAAAGCAAAAAGAAAUUCUGACACCCUUUUGCUCAUUUUGAUGCUCGCGAACCGUAAUUUUUAGAAGCAAGAAAUAGAAGGAAAAAAGUUUUCUCCCCAAGGACCGAGACCAUUCCACAAACUGAAGUGCUGCCAGCAGCAUAUGCUUUUUGGAAGAAUAAUUGAAACCAUUAACUGGAGAGCACAGAAUUCUUUUGAAAGUCUGCCAGUUAUUUUCAAGUAACAUAGGCAGUGGCACAAAAUAUAACACUUAUAUUUUAACUUCUACAAUUGCACUUUUAGGAGCUGGCCUCUAAUUUGAUUUUCAGUUGUUCUGAUAAGAUUUCUAUUUUAUGAUUGGCUUUAUGUUUAAUUCUUGUUUAAACAAACACAAUUUGACUUAAAUGAAAACCUAAGUGCUGAUGAAUAGGAGUUCUACCAAAGCAACAAGUUAGUUAUUUCUUCACGUUUAACUUGAAUUCACUUUUUUACCCUUUUUUUAAAGAAAGAUCAGCAGUAAAUAUUGCCCUGAAGAAGGGUGUGAUUGCUUGCAUUUUAAUUUUUGUUUUUAAUAUGGCUGUAAACGUUUCCCUGGUCCGUGAUACAAAAUGGCUGACAUUAGAAGUGUGUCGAGAGUUUCAGAGAGGUACUUGUUCUCGGUCUGAUGCAGAGUGCAAGUUCGCCCACCCAUCCCGGAGUUGCCAUGUGGAAAAUGGUCGAGUUAUUGCCUGCUUUGACUCCCUAAAGGGCCGGUGUACCCGAGAGAACUGCAAAUAUCUUCAUCCUCCCCCGCAUUUAAAAACGCAGCUUGAAAUAAAUGGACGCAACAACCUGAUCCAGCAAAAGACGGCCGCAGCCAUGUUUGCUCAGCAAAUGCAGUUCAUGCUACCGGGCGCGCAGCUACAGCCAAUUACAACGUUUCCUGUGACUCCAUCGCUUGCAACAAGCCCCACGAUGGCUUUUAGUCCCUACCUGAGUCAUGUUUCUCCUGGGAUGGGCUUGGUUCCUGCAGAGCUUUUACCAAAUACUCCUGUCCUGGUUUCUGGGAAUCCUACUGUUACAGUACCAGGAGGCUCUGCUGGACAGAAACUGAUGCGUACAGAUAAACUGGAGGUUUGUCGAGAGUUUCAGCGUGGAAAUUGUACACGUGGUGAGAAUGAUUGCCGCUAUGCGCACCCUAUAGAUAUUGCAAUGAUAGACACAAAUGAAAAUACUGUUACAGUUUGCAUGGAUUACAUCAAAGGUCGAUGCUCUAGGGAGAAAUGCAAGUACUUUCAUCCCCCUGCACACCUGCAAGCCAAAAUCAAGGCAGCUCAACACCAGGUGAACCAGACAGCUGCAGCUGCAAUGGCCCUGCCGCCUGGUGCACUUCAACCUUUACCAAAGAGGCCAGCACUUGAAAAAAACAAUGGUGCCACCACAGUCUUUAACCCAAGCGUUUUCCACUACCAACAGGCUCUAGCCAACAUGCAGUUGCAACAGCCUACGUUUAUCCCUACAGUGCCCAUGAUGCACGGUGCUACGCCCACCACUGUGUCUGCAGCAACAACUCCUGCCACCAGCGUCCCCUUCGCUGCAACAGCUACCGCCAAUCAGAUAUCCCAGUUAUCAGUAGAUGAACUGAGUAGCAGCAUGUUUGUUUCACAGAUGUAGAAGUUCCCGAUAGAACACAGACCAUAUUGAAAUUCUGAACAGUAAAAUCAUGGAGCACCAGGACUUCUUGGUGGGAAGCUGCGCAUGGCCUUUCUGUAUAUAUCCCCUCUUCCCUCUAUCGUUCUCCACCACCUCUACAGUAAGCCUGUUGCAGCCUACAUGUUAACCAAAAACUGAUCAAUGGGAAUGUCAAAAAAAAAAAAAAAAGAAAGAAAAAAGAAAAAAAAAAGCACUAUAGAAACAAUUAACAAACAGCGCUCUGUUAUAUGAGAUAUACAAGUAGAAAAUUAUAAUAGACUUUUAUAACACAUUACUUUAACACACUUAAUCAUUUUAUGACUACCAUCCUGAUAAGUGCAUCUGCACAGCGGACUGUUGGUUUACUGUAUACUAUCGAUGGAUAAAUGUUUGUCUUGUUUUUAAAGUGUUAUCUUACUGUUUUGUUUACAUCAUAGUCUAUUGAUUUGUUUUAAAGUGUACAUCAUUAUCAAGUAUACUCAAUACCAUUUUUUCAUUAUUGUUAUGUCUUAAGUUUUCAUAUACUGUAGGUUUUAUGGGAUUUUGUUUGGUUUUUUACUAAAAAUGUUAUUGUGGGAAACAGGAAUUAUGUGCUUGAAAAACGCGACACAAGAAUGUUCUGCCCUUUUCUAGAUUUUGCUGUUAAUGUCAGCUACAGUUGCUUGUGUUAAAUGCUCCUUUUAUCAUGUAAAAUUUGCCUUCAGAUAGAGUCUCCAAAAGUUAGUUCAAAUGACAGGAAAGGACAGUUGUCAUUUUAGUCCAGUUCGGGGUACUUUUUUAAAUACAGUGAGCUGAUUCUGGAAAUACAGAAAACAAAAACACAACCUGCACUCAGUGAAAAGUAAGGUGACAGGAAGGAUUUGCUCAGAUUGUGGAAAGCAUCAAGGAAUUUCUGCAGUUCUGUUGUACAUUGAAGUGCAUUCUCAGCUGCAAAUGGCGCACAAUCUUUCUUGCUAUUCUUGUGGUGCAGUCAAAAAAAAUAGAUGGGUAAGUGAGACAGCUUCAUUUGGGCAAAGAUGCAUUUGCAUUGGAGAGGAACAAACACCAACUGUUAGCUACAAAACUUAUAGCUGGAUUAGGCCCAUAAUCAUGACUUUGCCCAAGCUGGGUGAUAGUGUGCAGGUGGGCUUGUCUCCACUGGGCAUGCUGCAGCAUUUCAGCUUGAAAUCUUAAGUGGCUCAUCUUGACAUUUCAUCAGCAUGCACCAAUUAUUUACUCACCAUUUUCCUUAAGUUGGUGAUAUUUCCCAAGACCUCUGGCCCUUUAGAGCAAGCAUACCAGUAACAAGCAAACACAACAAGUCUAAGCUUAAGCUUUCUACCGUACAUGGAUAUUCUUUUUAAUGGAGUUCUUGUAGGUCAGUGGAUGUAUUUUGGCAUCUUCUACUUGAUCAAGAGCAAUGUUUGUCACACAACAAGGGCUAGUUCUCAACACCUCCUUUUCGUGUGCAUGAAUGAAAUGAUUUCCAGCCUGUGCAUCCUGGACAGCACAGCCUGUCAUUAUGCUGCGUUGCUGAACAGCCUGGCUACACAAUGAAUUUGAUUUGAGGACGCACCAAAUUCAUCCCUAUCGUAGCUCUAUAAUAUCACUGGCAUUAUGGAAGAGGUGGAUUUGCUCCCAUAAAUCUGUGAACUCCAGAGAAGCAUGAACUGCUUGGAGAAAGAGAAUCAUUAUUAAAAAGAAACAAGAGGCAAGUUCCUGGUGUCUGGAGGGUCUGCACCCUGAGCUCAGCGUGGUCCUGUGGGGUGCCAAGUUCUGACAACUGGAUCAUGUUUUCUUUUCAAAGUUCCUAGGCUUUGGUUAGAGAAUUUCCUUGCCCCCUCUCCUGCAGUGUGAGUACAGAUGCACUGGUAGAUACGCAUUUAUAUGGGCCACAGGCGAUAGAGGAGCCUGCAAGGCACAAGUGGUGUGCCCCAGCCCAGGCUGUGACCAUCUGCUGUGGAGAUUUCCUCAUAAGCAAGAACCUUGGAAGAGUUCAGAAAAGCCUUGACCUGGUAGAAAUCUUUCUAUUCAUUUCAGCAGGCUUUGAACCAAAUUCAGAGAGGGAAAAUACCCCCACAACGCUCAUUUAUGAACUUCACGUUUUGACAGUCGCUUGCGUCCAUAGAUGUUUCCCAGCCAUCAGCGUUCAGAAGCAGACAGUUGUUGCCUGAAAUCAGUGACUCUCAUUUAUAUUGGCUACUGCAUACCUGUUCUUUUAACCACUGAGUUUCUGUUUCCCAAAACCAUAACAUUGUUAGUGGAAAAAGUGGAUUUGAGUACUUCCUGUUUGAAAUUAUUUGUGUAUCAAAAUGGGUUUUGCACAACCUGUGCCAGUGCCUCAACAAAGAACAGAGCUGAUCUUCUUAAGCCAGAAAGGAUGCAUUCAAGCUUGUAUGGCUUUAUGAGUUAAGGGAGGUUGGAACUUUUUCAGUGCUAAAUGGAUUUUUGUAUAUCUUGACACUUUGAUGUAACCUCCUAUUUUAUUUAUCUACUUAAACAUCUGGCAUAGAUGUGCAUAGAAUGUAAACCUAGAAUACAGCUGUUUUCAUGUCACAUUUAAAGCACUGAAAAAAAAAGCAUUUAAGGAUUAUUUUUUAUUAAAGAGGUCCAAUGAGGGAUGUUCAGGGUAGUUAUAUUAGGUGCCACAACGGUUUUUAUAUUGCUGGCAAAUUUAGAGUUAAUUUGUAAAUGAGUUUAAGGAAAGAAAAGCUUGAAGCACUAAACUUCACCAAAUUCAAAACAAUCUCGGCAAAAAUGCCAUUUUGAGGUAGCACUAUUUAAACUAGUUGUGCAAUGACUUGCUCUAAUUUUCUUUGUUCAAGAAAGAAAAAAAAUCAGUCGCCAGACUAUAAAUUUCCUAAAUAGACUAUUACAAAGUCACCGAGCUAGUUAGUGACUCUAAACAAAUGUCAUAAAAGCAUGAAUAUCAUCCUUUAUUUGACAAGAGAUGUAUGUAAGUUUGUUUAAAUCAAUAUAAUUUUAGUGACAUUUUUAUAAGCUUCCCACUUUCCAUGAACCUAUAUUUUUUAUUUAUCCAAAGUUAUUUCUCUUUGUCCAUUUCUCUCAGCCUUAUGCAAACAAUAUGCAAGAAAUGCUGAAACUUGGAUAAAACGGGUCAUGCAGAGGGAAAAUGAAAGCUGAGAUUGAUCAUUUUCACGAAAAAGGUUGUUAGUAGUUUCAAUAAAAAAUACUACUACUAAACUGUAACAUAAGCAGACAAUAAAAGAGGGAUUUAAAAUAAAAUGGAUUCAUAAAACUAUUAAGAUUAUUUUUGUUAAAUACAGUGUUUUUAGUAAUUUGGAACCUGAUUUCACAAUCAACCAUGUUUUUUAGUUGGAGAUUUCUAGCUGAUGAUUUUUGACUUUGUAUUUUUGCAUCGUGAUGUUCUAGGAAUCCUUACCUCCCCGGGCAGCCCCGCCGGCCCCGUUCCUGAACGCUCUGACGCACUUUGCUCUCUGCCGUGAGCGUGAGCUCGGGCGUUCCCGCGGCGGGCGGGCGGGCGGGCGGCCGGAGCCGCGCAGAGCCCCCCCGAGCGCCGCGGCGGCCGCCGCGUGCCCCUCGCCGGUGCGCCCGGGCGCGUCGGCACGCGCGUGUGUCUGCUGAGAGGCGUGCUCCUCCUUACAGACGCCUUGCUGAUGCCGUAGAGUAGCUGUAGGACGCGCUAGUGCACAGAGCCCUCGAGAAACUGGAGUCCCCGUUUGGUUCUUUUUUUUUAUCCCUUGUACAUUUCACAUACAUGAAAAUUGAAAAAGGUGAAAUUUAUGAGGAAAAUCUAAUCUCCCAUUCCUGUUGAAUGGAUUUAGUUUGAUAUUGACCUGAUUUUACCAUGUGCCUGUUGAAGGCCUUAGAUUAUAUACUGUAUGUUAAAGACUGUAAUAACUUAAAAAAAAAAUAGUUGAUAGCCUAAUCCAAAUGUAAAUAUAGCUACAACACAUUGUUACUAGGCUACAACGCAUCAGUUCAUGCCAUAUAUUUUCGUUUCUUUACCAUUAGUUUUUAAGGUCUUCAUUAUUGCUUUUUUGAUAUCUUUAGUAACUAAUGAAUUUAAUUUUGAAGGAGAGUUAGAGAAAGUUUAAAAUUUUUAAUACAUGUACUCAACCCAUUUAGUUAUAUUCUAAACCAACACUGAAGCAUGGUAAGGUAUAGAAUACAGUCCAUAACUAGUUUGUAUAGUUUACAGUUUAAGAACAAAAUUAACUUUGUAUGUAACUCCUACAAUGAUAGAUUCAUUGUUAACUAAUUAUAUUAAGUUGUUGUUGCUAUGGCAACAAAACUACAACAUGGCUACCUUUGUAUACAUUAUUUGUGAAAUUUUCACAUGUAAAUUAAAAGUGAUGUGUAACAGUAUGAGCUUGUUAAAGGUACAGUUCGAUACUGUCAGAUAAAGAUAUGAUUGAAUAUUUUUAAAAUCCCAAAGUCCCAUGUGAACGCUGAAUUUGUGUCUUUAUGUCACUUUUUCAGUCAAGAAGUUUACAACACAUGGAUUUAGAGUCAGGUUUUAUAGCUUGUAGAAAUUGUUGUGUGGCAAGGGUUAUUCCACAGUAUUUUGAAAACACGGCAGCCUGUAUUUACGACAUAGUGACUGGUCUUUCUUUCAGUUCAUGUCCCUUCACCUUGUGGGAAUUCAGAAUUAAUCCGUUUCAGAACUGUAGCUCUGCUUGCAUUUUUUUUUCCUGAAAUUGAACACACUCAUAAUUAUGUUACGAUCAGGGCUAAAUAAUUAAACAUAUGACUAUUUUAAUACUAAUUUAUAUUAGCAAAAACUGUACAUAAGAAAAAAUAUUGUGGAAUGACCCCUUAACAGUGUUGAAGAUACAAAUAUGCUGCAGUUAAACUGAUUCAGUUAGUGUACGAAUGUGUGAGACACACCUUUUUUGCACUUAUGUACAUAGUCCACGAAAGAAAUCCUUGGAACUUAUUUUGAAUAUAAAAAGUCUGUAAUAAUACAGGAAAAGUUUGUAAAAGAGAUAGGUAUUACUAAGGCUUUGAAAAGGAGGAGUUUUUUGCUAUAAAACUUAUCUGAAAGCAUGAUGUUGCUUUGCUGUUGUAAAAGCUUUGUAGUUUGCCAUAGCUUAUUAUACAGCAGACUGAUAACAGGUCAGCUCCAACCUGCAGCACGGAGAAAUGGGAAACAGUGCUUAAUUAAUUAGUAAGGUCACUAGCAAAGAUUUGAAUUACCUUUUUUUAAUCAGCCUACAUUUCUAAACAUACCCUAGAUCACGUUUUUGAUAAGUUAUGUUCUCUGCGAAUCCUAUUAGGACCAAGAUGUCACGGGUGGUAUACACACAUUUUUCCUAACACCUAGUCUUGUUUCUAGCUGGAAGUGUUUAUCUGCUAUAGAUGAUCGUUAUUGCAGCAAGCGUUCUGAAUUUGAGGGGGAAUUGAGCUGUUGCCACUUGCUCAGGCUUUUUUUUUUUCUUUUCCUUUCCCUUCCCCCUACUCUUUUGAGGCAACCCAAAUUGAAGUGACUGAUGAGCAAUGGAAGGACAGGCGUUGUUUCACUCUGUCUCGGGGUAGUUAUCUCCUGCUCUACAACAGCCCUGAUGCCCAUCUGAAAGAGCAGCAGGUUUUGCUCCAUCAGUGUUGCUGAGUUGCACCGCCUGCUCAGGCGGAGCUGUUGGUUGGAUUUGGAUGCACGGCAGUGAAGGCUGAUCAUGGCCAAAUCUGGGGCUUCUGCUUGGAGUUAACACGGGCAGGAGCAAGGGACAAGCCUGCCUUUCCUUACCUUGAGGCAACUCUGCUGCUGCUCCUCCUCCUCCAAGAGUGAGCUGGGUUUCCAGCUGGCUUUGGAGGAUGAGGAGGAUGCUCCUAGCUUGCUUGUUAGAAGGGAAGAUUAAGAAGCCUGCUAUAUAUUCAGCGUUACGGUCUCUUUCACAACCUCCUCAAAUUUCCUGCAGUUCCAGCUGUGGCCUGAGCAUUUCCAGCUGUUUUGGAGCAAGCCGGGGUGUGGAAGCAGAGUGGGCGCACAUGGGAAAGCGGUGGUUGAUCUCAGAGCAGGAGGCUGGGGUGUUUUGUCCCUGUCCUUUCUGCUCUCUGCCCAAGAUGCGUGCACAGCCAGGCUGGUGGUUUUCUGUCAGCCUGGCUUGCUUUGGAGGAAGAACUUGUUUUCUUCCUGUUGACUGUCAUCAAAAGAGCAUGCAGCUGUGCCCUCCCUGCCUGCACCGCAGCUGGCAGCAGCUGGAUCCCGUAAGGACAGUGCUCACCAAGCAUCUUCUGGGGGAAAACAAGGCUACUGGCUGGCUGAGGGUUGCGUGGCUCCGUUUUCUCUCUCACUGUGAUCAAUCAUGGUUUAACAGCGAGAACUGCCAUUUCCAGGAGGACCCAGCUGCACCUUCCCUGUCCAGCCCAACCUCCGCUGAUUUUUCAGGAUGAGCAGACCACGGGGAGGUGGUGCGAGGGUGCCCCUUGCGUAGUGUGAAACAACCCAUGGCUAAGUGCUAGCAAUGCCCUGUGCCCUCUGUGCACUGGGAGAUGCUAUCAUCAGGGCUGAUAGUCCUCCUGUCUGCUGCAAGCUGUUUGCUUCCCCAAGUGGUAUGUUAACUGUAACAGAAAACGGAUUAGCAGUGUUAAACAUCCUUCCCCUGCAGCAGGCUGCAAGUUCCCAGCAGCCGUGGGUCACAGGGCUCUCUUGGUUCUCUUCCCCCUCUUGCCGUUGCUUGUACUGCCAGGGUUCUGCAUUGCUGCGUGGAUUUUGGAGAAGCUGAAGGGUCUAUGUUGGCCUAUUUAUCUUUGAUUGGAAUGAGUAUUUUUUUGCAAAACUCAAGCCACCAGAUUUGCUUCAAAAAAAGGUGGCUGGUUUUGCUGCGAGGCUGGUCCCAGACCCUCCAGGCAUUGAGCUGAACCCCCCCAGAGCAGUACUGGGGGAUGGUGGUGCACACUGGUGCUGAAUCCCCUUCCUACCCGCUCCAGGGACAGGGGCCACUGGGCCACCGCAGAGUGCGAGAUCCCCUCCUCGGCCGCUGCUGCUGGUGUCCCAGUGAUCCCUGACUCUUCGCAAUGCCAGCGAGCUCCUCCACUCAGCAAGGAUUUUCCUGUGGAGCAAAACUGGGGGGCUGCUGAAUCAGAGCCGUAGCAUCAGGUGGUCCCCGUGAUCUCCCUGGGGCUGCUUAGAUCCACCUAAAGGACAACUUGUCCUUCGGUCGUUAAAGCAGAGGGGGGAAAAAAUCAGAUGUUGCCUCUUUCUUGACCGUUAGAACAAUAUUUAAUAUUAAAUAAUUAGCUAGUUCUAGCCCCCGUGCUGUUAAUGCUUCCCUUUUCUGUAAUCACAUUUUAUAAUCAAGCUCAUUCUCAUCUGUAGGAUUACGAGAGAAAAAUAUUUUGCACUAUGUGAAAUGAAUCGUAGCUGGUAGGACUUCUUUUCAUUGGGUGUUCAUGACACCACUGCUAAAAUCUUUGCUAGUGAUCUUUACUGUCAUCCUCUAUCAUCAAAAAUAACUCUGUAUGCCUCUCAAAUGAGAUAUUUAAACAUGCAAAAAUAACACAACUAUUAAAUAAAAUGAAGUUAUUUUUCCAAACACACAACAGAGAGAAUUACCUGACACCGAAUUACAAGGUUCCAGUUCUUUAUUACUGUACACAGAUGCUAUUUGAUAGUGGUGGAAGCCAAAUGAUUUUGUUGCCAUGGCUUUUGUAUCCUAGCAGAUGAGGGGAUGAUAAGACCAUUCUUAGAUUGGAUUAUGGGAUUUUUUUUCUUUCCAAUUAGCUUUGUUUUAAUUAUAUUUUCGUUUUAAAUCAUGAAAAUGAAACAGAACUCCCCACACCCGUUAUUAUUUCACCUGACAAUAGAUCACUGUUCUUUUAUUAUAAAUAGAGAAUUGUAUUUUAGGCAAUCACUAAAAUUAAAAAAAAAAAAAAAAAAAAAAAAGAAUGUUCUCCUAAAUUGUCAAUUAUUAAUUUAUAUAUAUAAAAAUAUUAAUACUGUACUGUGUAAAGUAGAUAUUUGAAACACAUUCUUCUUUUCAUAGACAUUUCUGGUAAAACAAAGUAAGGGAAACAUUAGAUAUCAAUUUAAUGGUAUAGUUUAGAUUAUAUACAAAAGAUUACAGUUAGCCCUGUGGAAUUGUAAGAAAAUAUCAUUAGAUCCGGACAGGCAUAGGUUAAUGCAAUAUUUCAGUUCCAUAACGUAAUAGUUCAUUCCCUCAACUGCUAUCAACAGGGUGUAUGCUUUGAAUUUAUUUUUCUUUUUGCCACAUUAUAUUGCUGUAGUGCUUGUAUGUGCUUUAGAAAUGUGCAUAAUGCUACUCAUUUUAGUAUGUUACUUCUAUAUUGUUAUUGUUUAUUUUUUGAUCUUUUAAUAAAGUGUAUAAAAUUCUUGGUUAUGUUUUUUAUGGAUCCAUAUCUACACAUUAAUAGGAGUUUACUUUAAAAACUUUUCAAGUUCCAGUUUAUUAGUCCCAAUCUUUAAAGGUUCUGAUGUAAAAAUAAUAACUAAUGAAUUUGAUUCAAUGUUAUAUCUAAAGUGUAGAACAACAGAAUAAAUUUCUUUCCAGAAAAUACCUUCAGUAUUUUGAAUUCUGUAGCCAGUGCUUCCUUUUUAUUGGAUGCAUUAGGCCUAUCAUAUUACAGUUACUAACACAAGAAAGAAAUUUGUAUUUUAGAAAAAUAAAAGUAAAACUUUCCAGACGCUGCCUUUUGGUUUCUCUUGUGCCUUAGACCCUCUGAGACACAUGUGAUGUGUUUGGUUUGUAUUUUUCCAUGCUUCCUUCUGACCCUGUCUGUGAUGUGAUUAGAGAGGAGAUCAGAGCUGUGCAUUUGAAGAUAACCACGAAGAAUAAAUGGAAUAUAAUUCAAA
Molecule: messenger RNA, 10836 nt
Organism: Rhea pennata
Lineage: Eukaryota; Metazoa; Chordata; Aves; Rheiformes; Rheidae
Gene: MBNL3
Product: muscleblind like splicing regulator 3
Exons: 9
Coding region: 966-2045 (359 amino acids)
Biological process (GO): regulation of RNA splicing
Cellular component (GO): nucleus
Molecular function (GO): metal ion binding; RNA binding
Source: RefSeq, a predicted model, not a curated record